This is a messenger RNA of Ilex paraguariensis (yerba mate), 1078 nucleotides long. The record is from the annotation of a GenBank genome assembly. NCBI's taxonomy places the organism in Eukaryota, Viridiplantae, Streptophyta, Magnoliopsida, Aquifoliales, Aquifoliaceae.
AAAAAUGGAACUACGAAGAGAAAGAAGAGGGAAUGAAGUGCAGCAGAGAAAUGGCUGUUUCCGGCACGGUUUCCUCCCAAUUCCGGUACCCACCGGCACAAAUCUACAGUAGAAAGAAAGACUCACGAAGACAAUCAAGACCACCGCCUUCCAUAUUCAUAUCCACAAACCCAACCCACGUGAACCCACUUCACCUCAGAGACCUGUACAGCCACUGCAACCACUCUUGCCACCGCUUCCCCAACCUCGGUCCCGACGGCGGCGUCGAUCCCGUCGACGUCGAUAAGCUCCGCAUCGCUCUCUCUCAUAGCUUUGUCGUCGUCUCUGUCUUCGCCAAAACCGAGGUGGAUUCUAAUUGUGGACCAUUAUCGUCGCCGGAGUUUGAUGAUUUGAUGGGCACCGGAGGAGAUUGGGUCCGGAGGGUGAUGCCCUCGACGCCCUCCAGUGGCCGCUUGGUGGGUUUUGGACGAGCUGUUUCUGAUUUGGGAUUAACUGCUUCUAUCUACGAUGUAAUGUGUCUUCCAGGUUAUGCCCUCAUUGCAAGGUAGAGGAAUCGGUCGGAGGAUAGUUCAAAGAAUUAUAAGAAUCCUCACAAAUAGAGGCAUAUAUGACAUAGCUGCCAUCUGCUUAGAUAAAGAGAGGUUAUUCUUUGAAGCAUGCGGAUUUGGAGAUGACAUACUGGGAUCCACUACAAUGAUGUAUACACGGGCUAAUUCUAGCUAUGCCAAGGGUGAUCAGUUGAGCAAAUGUGCUGGUAGAAAGCUCCUUUAAGUACCAAAUUCCAAGAGGAUUGUCUGGCUCAACUUUGCUGGUAGAAAGCUCUUUUCACCUUCCUCUGCUGAAGUUUGAGCAACAAAAUGGGAAAACUUCUGCAUAUCACAACUAGAAAUGUUGUUGAUUUUUGUUGUUGCCUUUUCCGAUCGAUUCCAAGCAUAGAAUGCAUUUUGGGGAAAGGAUAAAGAGAGGAAGGUGACUUCUAGUUUGGUCUGUUUUGUCAAUUUGAUUCUCAUUGUAUUAAUGUUAUUACUUUAGUCCCUAAAGUUUUAAUUUAUGUUACUUUGGUCCAUAAUCAAACAAU